This is a messenger RNA of Lotus japonicus, 1041 nucleotides long. RefSeq lists its product as uncharacterized. Lineage: Eukaryota; Viridiplantae; Streptophyta; Magnoliopsida; Fabales; Fabaceae. The transcript has 5 exons. The record is from RefSeq and is a predicted model, not a curated record. The coding region runs from base 1 to 1041 and encodes 346 amino acids.
AUGGAACCAAGCAAGAAGGGAGGUUUUGGUGAGGCCAAGGCAAAGAGAAAGGCAAUAUUAUCAAAUAUAAGAAAUUGUGGAUCCAGCAUUAUUGACAAAACUCCAUUAGGGUAUUCAUCUAUAACAGUGCCCCCCCUAUCAGUGCAAAAUUCCAACUACAGUACCCCAUUUACUUCAAAAGAAGCCAGAGCAAAGAGAAAAUAUGUUCUCUCGCAGCAUAAAGGGGGUAAUAAAUCUGCAAGGCCGAUUCAGACCGAGGGCAAUAUUAAUGAGGAUCUGUCUAAUCAUGAAGAUGCAGAAAACGCUGAAUCUGAAGACAAUGACCCAAUAGAAGAGCCCAUCCCAGAAAUCCGUCCAAACAUUAUUGUUUUGCUUAAAAAGGUUGAAGAUACAGACAAAGAUCAUAGAGCUAAGAAUUUUAAGGAAAAUAUCAGAGCAUAUAACAGCAUGUUCGCAUUUACCUCUAUGGGUGGUAAGGUUCAAACUUCUAUUAAUAACGGAGGCGGGCCUCCACAAUUUGUCAUAUGCGGUCAAAACUAUCAUCGAAUAGGAAGCUUAAUUUCGCAAGUAGGUCAACCCCCAAAAUUUGCUCAAUUUUCUAACGGUGUUGGAAAAGGGCUUGAUAAUUCAUUGGUUGAGGAUUUAAAAAACUUGAUUGACCAGACCAAUGUGCUUGCUAGAGUUUUUUGGCAGGUUCGUGAUCAUCUAUCUUCUGAUGAUACUUCUCAACUUUCUGUGCGACUUUUUCAAGCAAGGGGAAAGGAUCCCAGAACCUAUAAUAUGCCUACGGCUGAUGGGGUUGCAACUUUGAUCGUUGGAGACUUUGAUGAUAUGCAAUUUGGUAGGAAUGUUGUUGUUAAAUUGAGAGAUUGUUUCUUGACAAAAAUCCACGAGACGCAUACUGCAUUCAUCCCACUGCAGUACCCUUUACUUUUUCCUUAUGGAGAAGAUGGAUUUCGUGAGGACAUUCCUAUUAGUGAACUAUUCGGGAACACGGGUACUUAUAAAAGACACAUUGUUUCUUUGAGGCACAUAUGUUGA